Molecule: messenger RNA, 1739 nt
Organism: Oppia nitens
Lineage: Eukaryota; Metazoa; Arthropoda; Arachnida; Sarcoptiformes; Oppiidae
Product: phospholipase D A-like
Exons: 2
Coding region: 202-1626 (474 amino acids)
Biological process (GO): oogenesis; negative regulation of translation
Cellular component (GO): perinuclear region of cytoplasm
Molecular function (GO): mRNA binding; zinc ion binding
Source: RefSeq, a predicted model, not a curated record
CAAAAAAAAAUAUUGCAUUUAAUGUAAUAACUAUUGAAUAGUCAGAGACUAUAUCAGUGAUUGAUUGCAUCGCUUAUAAUAUAAUAUUAUUAGACAUAUAGUUAUUAUUGUGUCAAACAUUUUGAUUUGAAUUAAUUGGAUUUGAAUUGUGUUUUAAUAAUAAAUAUCUUCAUAUAUAAUAUCAUUAAUUAGUUGCAAAAUAUGCAAUUGUGGGGCCAUUUUACGGCCGACUCACUCUCAGCCGCCGAUACGCCGACCAAUUGGCCAGUUAUUAAAGCUUACGAACCGUUUCCAUCAACACCGUCACCGUCGUUGUCGUUGCCAUCGAUGGUCAACGACUACGACUACAAGAGCAACAACAACAACAACAACAACAACAAUAGCUUUAAUAUCGACUGUAAGUACGGCAACAAUAGUAGUGACAGCAGUCCAUCGUAUACCAGUUGGUCAACGAUUACCGAUUGUAUAGACCAAUGGUUUGCCACUCUCUACGAAUGGCCGUCACAAUCAUCACCACCGAAGUCAAUAUUUCCUCCGCUAUCGUCAUCGAUAGGAAUGCAAUUUUCGACAAACUUCUGGAACAGUAUUAUUUCGGAACCAAAGUUGACGGACAAUACACUAACAUUUUUAACGCCGGCGCCGCCAUCGCCACCAUUGUUGGCAUUGCCGCCGCUGUCGUCGUUAUCGUUGUCGCAGACAGUGUUACCGCCGUACAGAAGAGCCAUACGAAAGACAUAUACAGAGUAUGAGGAGACCGAUGACAGAAACAACUCGCGAGUGGAUAAUAUUGGCGACAAAUCAGUGGCCAAUAAUGAGUCGCCAAUUGGAUUUCAAUCAUUGGUGUCGUCGUCGUCGUUAUCAUCGCAAUUGGACAGCUAUUCAGUUAGAUCGCCGACACCGAUCGGUACACUGCCGAGCUCUUGGAAUGUCAAAGAAGAUUUGGCCAACAAUUGGACGGUUAAUAGAAAUUAUUAUAAUUCAGACACGAGUCCAUUGGAAUCGUAUUGUUGGAAUUUGGCUGCACCUCCGCCGCCACCAUCACCACCAAUAUCGCCCCCGAAAAUUAUUUCAUCGAUUAUUACAAUGCCGGCGCCGCCGCCGCCAACAGCGUCAGCGUCACCACCACCGCCGCCGCCGCAGACAAUAGAAAGCAGUGUUUACAUUCAGCCGAGGAUUCGGCGCCGAUUGCCAACACUAACCGAGUGUGUGUUCUGCAAGAACAACAAUCGCAGCGAAGAGAUAUACAAAAGUCAUAUACUAAAAGAUCCAGAAGACAAAAUUGUUUGUCCAUAUCUGCGGGCCUACGACUGUCCUAUUUGUCAUAACGGUGGCGGCAUUUAUGCCCACACUGUACGCUAUUGUCCGAUGAAUAGGGCGGGAAUUAAGUUAAAAAUUGAAAGCUUUUUGAAUGACAGCGACAAACACGAAUCACAGCAACAACAACAACAACAGCAACAACAACGACGACAUCAACAACAACAACAAAAACAUCAACAACAACAGCAGCAGAAUAAGGCGUCCAAAUCGGUUGUCUAUAAUGAUAGCGAUUGUGGUGGUGGUCGCCGACGUAAAGGUCGUUAUAGGAGACGUAUAAAUAAACAAACAUUUUUUAAAAUAAGUGUUUAAUCAUUGCAUAACAAAUUUUUCACGGAUUUUUUAAAUAUUGGAUUGGAUUUAAUGGACAACGAGAUUGGAUUUUUUUAAACAAAAAUUUGCUUAAAAAUAUAGUAUUUUAUUAC